Molecule: messenger RNA, 9442 nt
Organism: Anastrepha ludens (Mexican fruit fly)
Lineage: Eukaryota; Metazoa; Arthropoda; Insecta; Diptera; Tephritidae
Gene: Nup358
Product: E3 SUMO-protein ligase RanBP2
Exons: 7
Coding region: 392-9043 (2883 amino acids)
Biological process (GO): intracellular transport
Cellular component (GO): cytoplasm; nuclear pore
Molecular function (GO): protein binding; GTPase activator activity
Source: RefSeq, a predicted model, not a curated record
GUGGAAAGACGUCGAAAGUACCGAAAGGCCGCCACUUGCAAAAUUUUUUCCAAGCGCUUAACGUGAAUUACUUAACGUGGGAUAUUUUGUGAGUGAGAGUGCAGAAGUAAAUUAAAUGAAAUAACAAAUUGUUCUUAUCCCAGCUACGUUUUGUGACGAAGAGAAAAAAUAAAAUUUUAGUGCUUUUGUGUGAAUUGUAAGAAUAAUUGAAUGCGAAAUUUGCAAAGGGGAAGAAAAAUUCAACUGGAAAGAAACAAAAAAGGAUAUUUAGUUAAAGCGCUUUUCGCAAAAAAGUUCGUAGAAGUUCUUUGUAAAAAGACAAAUAAGCAACAAUUGGAAGUUUUGCAAAAUUGGUGGUGAAUGCUGAUAAAGAUUUGGGUGAGAAACAAGAAUGUACAAAACCAAGAAAGAAGUGGAUGCCCAUGUGCGAACUGCGCUUUCGAAAUUGCGGUCAGAGACUGAGCGUCAGUUACGCAGUUUUACCAUCGCCAAACUAUACUACAAAAUCAACGAGUAUUCUUCUGCCGAACAAUAUCUUCGCUCCUACUUGAGUGUAAAAGAGGAUAAUGAUCAGGCCCACAAAUUACUCGGGCAAUGCUAUCAACGAUUUAAGAAACCAGAUAAGGCACUACAGUCUUUUCAGCGAUCCUUGCAGCUGAAUCCAAAGCAGCCCGAUGUUUUGGCCGAUGUCUGUCAACUGUUAUUGGAAGACGGGAACUUAAACGUAAAUAAAGCCAAAUAUUGGUGUGAGUUAGCUGAGUCCGAAAAAGUGCAACACGAUGCAGUAUUCUCGCUGCGCUUGAAGCUGAUGAACAAAGAAAAUCUGGAAACCAAUCAAGUUGAAGAUUUAAUACAGAAAGAAAUCAGUGCACGUCCAAAUGAUGUGCAAUUGCGCGUACGACUUAUGCGCAAUUACAUUGAGCAAAAUAAAGUGCUUGAUGCCUUCAAAUAUGUUUACAAUCUUGAGAUGAGCCUGCAAGAUAAUUUCACUAGCAAUAGCGAAUGGUACAACAUCGUCUGGUUAGUGUUAAACAAAUAUGAACAGAUGCCAAAUUCGAAGAAAGAUUGGGAGUUUUGGCUCUUGUUGAUCAUUUGUUUGGAACGGCAAGUGAAUAUCAGCUUUUCCUUAACGUCAGGCUCUGCAACCGGUGGCUUAACUGAAACUGCGAACUUGCUCUUCAAUCUGGAUCAAUAUCUUUUCAAAGCGACACAAUUGGCGGAUAAAUUGUGUGCCCAACGUGAACUGGUCAAUGUGUUUUUAGAUCACUACCGCGGCCAGAUGCUAAUACAUGCAACUGCUUUAAUAUUCAAACGCGAACUAUUACAAAACAAGAACAAGUGGAAAGAAACCACGAAAAUGGUUCUGCCAUUACUACUAUUGGCGUUUCAAACAGAUGUGCCUGACAACAGAGAUCCUUGGAUGAAGCAUUCGGAUGAGCAAGGCAAGCAAAUGUUACAAUUGUGGAAUCGUGAGGGAUCGUUUCGAUGUGCUCAGGCCGGCCGUACUUUAUUGUCCUGCAUAGCCGAAGAGUCUGCUACUAAUAAAGAGAAUGCCACUAAUCAAAUAAAUAAUUUGCUUGGAAAUAAUCCUCCAUUAUGGAGUAACAGCGACGAGCUACUGUCGCAAAUUCGUCAAACCUGUUCGGAUAAACAAUGGCGGCGCAACGUAUUUGCUUUGCUUUACUGUAAUAGUGACCAGAAAGUCAAAGAACAGACUUCUUUGUUAAUCAAAAGUCCAAAGCUAAAUGAACCAGUGUUUGAAUUGCCCACCUAUGCUGAUGUAGAACGGCUCGAGGAGGCCGCACAGUAUUUAAAACCACAGUCUUUACAACAUAUGGUAUAUCUUUGUUUGGGCAAUGAUAAUCUAGCCUAUGUACGCGCGAAAUAUUUUAGUGGCUUAAACUUUUCCACCCAAAACUUGGCGUUUUGUGGUGCUGAAUCACUAAAUCAAUUAGAUUUGGAUACGUUUUUAUAUGCGGCAACCAUUCAAGCCAAACGGACCUUUCAAGUGGAGCGUGAGGCCUUCGACAAUUAUAACUCUGGCAACCACAGCUCCUCUGGCCGACCUCGUAUAUUGCCAUUUGUUAACCUGCAAGGACAGUUAAGUACAGCGGAGCAAGCUAAUUGGUGGCUGGCUGCAUAUCAGGUAUAUAAGAACCUAAGUAGCGAAAAUUUGGCCGAACUGCGUGCUAACCUACAGUUUGGAAUAGAGGCUGUGCGUGGCGUCAAUGGCCCGAAAAUAGAUAUGAUCAUCGUUUUCAAAUUGGGGCAGUUAUUUGUGGCACGCGCGCAAGAUAUAGUAAAGCCAAUAGAGAAAUCCUUUUUGGAGGCGCGCGCCGAAAACAUUUACAAGUAUGGACUAAAUAUGGUAAAAAUGAACAAUAAAGGUGUACUGGAGCCAUUCCGUAAAUACUUCAAAUAUGCUAAAGCGAACACAUCUGUUGUGGAGCGUGAAGUUUUUAAUGCGGCUGAGGAUGCUGUUUCAUACUUGGCAUCGCGUUACUUCAAAAAAGCCGAGUAUGAGGACUUAAUUGAAGAGUUAGCCGGCAUUCAACUGCCAUUCGCCACAUACUUGCAAGCAGAGGCUUAUCGUAAACUAGACGAAGCCAAUAAAACGCCGAAGAAAGCUAAACGCAUGUAUUUGGAUCGAGCUAGCGAAUGUCUUAAUCAAACAUUGAACCUCCUGAAAAACACAGGAACCAACCCUGAUCAUCCCUUAAAUUCCAUAAUACACACCGAAUUGAAACGUUUACAACAAGCGACAAUGAAGUUCAUCAAUGAGGGUAGCCCUGGAACCGUUCACAACAAUUCCAGUACAUACGAAGAUGCCGAAACUGACUUCUACUACGAGACAUCACUGUCAGCUACACCAGCAAUUAAUCGGUCACGGCGUGAAGCAAACGCAUCUGCAUUAAUUGCUUCUCCACGUAACAAUGAAAUGGAGAAUUUGGUAAAACAAAUGGCCAAAACUCUAAGUUUCGUCAAAGAGGAAUUGGUUGAUACCAUCAAACCCGAAAUGCUCUCAAUGCGAAAGGAAAUCACUUCGCUUAAAGAAAAAAUUACUAGCCUUGAAGACGCUAUGAAGCGAACACGUAUUUCAUCGAAUCCGCCGUCGCGGGACGACGCUUCAAAUGUGCUGGACGAUCUCUACAUGAUUGAAGAUGCAUUGCAAAGUCAAUUGUAUCAACCGCCUGCACAUCCGCAUAUGAAUGUCACCGGUAGCAUGUUUGGUGGUGUCGGUAAUGGCCCCAACGCCCCACCACCUGGUGGCGUGCACAACUCGUUUGUACCAACACAACAAUCGCAGCAACAAGCUGCUCAACAAAGAAACGCGAUGCAUUUACAGCCGAACGCCAUGGCAGCAUACAACAGUCCCAUGUUCAACCCGAAUUACCCCAUGAAUUAUUAUCCACAGCCAUAUAUGAUGCCGCAACCUCCUGCCCCACCUGGUCCAGCCGGUGGUAUGUUGGGUCAACGCAAUGCACUUCCGAUGCCAUAUAUGGAUCCCAGUUUGAACUUUAGUAUGACCCCGUCGACACCUUUGCUGCCUGCUCCACCACAGGAGGGACGUCCUAGCAACCUGUACGGCUUAUUGACUCAACCGCAACAACCGCCACCUGCGCCACCUCAGUUUCCACAGUUAUCUGUACCAAGCAACAUUGCUUCAUUGGUGCCACCCGUUACAGCAAAUGCAGCAUUAAACCCACCAACGGUUGGUGGUUUGCCGCCAUCAAUAUCUUCACAGCUAACCCCAGCUAGUGCUCCGAUUCAAUUCAAUAAAGCACUCAAUAACCAACCUGUUGAAAAGGGUCCACCUGCUAAUGUGGUAAUCACCAGUUCAGAUCCCUUGCCAAAUCCAAAUAGGGCAGCUUUACUGACACAACAACCCACUUUGAGUGUCACAAUACCACCACAUCAUAUCAAGUCCAGCCUCGUUGCAACGACUGAAGGAAGCGCCCAAAAUCCACCAAUACAACCAAUUGUUUCACAAUCCGGUAAUACCAUCACAAACGGUAUGGGUGGCAGUAGUGGUGGCUUUACUGGUUUUGGUUUUAGUAGUGCCAGUACAGUCACGCAAAGUCCAUUUAGUGUUACUUUUAGUAACAAUUUUGCAACAUCUGCAUCAUCAGCAAUAUCAAUCUUUAGCGGAAGCAGCGGAAAGAGUGUAAAUUCCACCCUACCAUCCACUACGCUGAGUACUACCACAUUUAGCUUCAAGCCACAAAUCGAUCAAGCUCAAGCCCAAGCGGCUGCUGCAGCUGGUGAAAACAGUUCCGUCGACAGUUUUACAAUGUUGAAUAAGACAUCCAGCAGUUUCUCGGGUGAAGCUAAUAAGAGCAGCGCGGAUUCUGAGGUAGAAUACGACGCAAGACCUGACUUUAAGCCCAUAAUCCCAUUACCAGACGAAAUUGAAGUGCGAACAGGCGAAGAAGAUGAAGAUGUAAUGUUCUGUUGUCGCGCCAAACUUUAUAGGUUCGUUGAUAAGGAUUGGAAGGAACGUGGUAUUGGUGAUAUGAAGAUUCUUAAGAGCAAGGAGGGUUCUUCAAGAAUUCUUAUGCGUCGCGAUCAGACGCACAAAAUCUGUGCUAAUCAUAAAAUCACCAAAGAAUUGAUACUAACUACACAUACGAGUGAAAAGAAUGGGUAUAUAUGGGUUGCUAACGAUUUUGCUGACGAAGAAUUAAAGAUGGAGCGUUUCUUUGCUCGUUUUAAGUUACAAGAAUCGGCGCAGCAAUUCUACAAUGCAUUCAAGAAAGCGCAAAAGGAGGCGGAAGAAUUGGAUCGCAAAAAGGAAGCGACUAUUUUGGAAGAACAAAAAGAGAAAGAAAAACCGGCUACACAGCAGUCACAACCAACGCCGUUUGGAUUAACAAAAGGUGUGGUAUCAAAUUUCACUACUAGUACUCCGGCUGCAAAAACUAUCGCUGAUAAGUUGCCAGCAGCUACGCAGUCGUCAACGGUUUCAACGACUGCUACCGCAAAUGCUUUGAUAAGUGGCGGUGUUUCGAAGUCAUUGUUUGGAGGAUUUGCUUUAAAGUCUGAAAAUGUGACCAACGUAGCUGAUAGCAGUAAAGGAGAGUUGCCAAAACCUACGUCAUCGCCAUUCGCUAAUUUCAGUUUUGACAAAAUUGGCACUGGCACCUCCGCGGCCAGUUUAGCAGCUGCUUCCUCUACAACUACGAUCACUACCGCUUCGCCCUUCGCUAACAUUUUUAGUAAUUUGGGUAAGCCAGGCACCUCCACUUCAUCACCAUUCAGUAUAGUGAAUUUGCCGACCUUCCAGUCGCCUAUUACCACCAGUGCCCCUACAACUACACAAACAUCAACUACGGCUAUAACCACAACAUCCUUAAACAAAUCUAGUGCUUCCGAUGCCGAGGAUGAAUAUGUUCCUACAGCUGCUUUCAAUCCAGUGAUUCCUUUACCUGAUUUGGUGGAAGUAUCUACAGGCGAGGAGAACGAGAUUGUGCUAUUCGAACAUCGCGCCAAGCUUUUGCGUUUCGACAAGGAGACGUCCGAGUGGAAAGAGCGCGGUAUCGGCAACAUUAAAUUACUGCAAGAUAAGGACGACGUAAACAAGGUGCGCUUGGUAAUGCGACGCGAGCAGAUCCAUAAGCUAUGUUGCAAUCAGCGCCUAUAUAAGAAUACCGUAUUCAAAUAUGCAAAGAAUUCACAAACUGCACUGACAUGGGCUGGCCGAGACUUUUCAGAGAAUGAACUGGUUACUGAAAUGCUAACAGUGCGUUUCAAGUUGUCGGAAACAUGCAAACAGUUCCAUGAAGCUGUGAUCAAAGCGCAAGCAAAUAUGAGUGAUAAGGCUGAUGAGGAUAAUGUAAAGAGCGUCGCAGCUGAGAAGCAGCAAAAACAAAAACAGAUUGAAAAAUCUGAGGAUAAAGAAAAUACCGCUAAAGGUUUUGGAGAUGCUUUCAAACCGAAGAUUGGUUCAUGGAACUGUACCGCUUGUUAUAUAAUGAAUACAUCUGAUAAACAAUAUUGCAUUGCCUGUGAAUCGCCAAAGGAUGGCACAGUGCCCAAAAAGGAAGCUACAAAUGUGUUACUAACAAAUCCACCCAAAGCAUCAUUUGUAUUUGGAUUUUCACCAGCAGCAACCGGUGGUGCCACUGAGCCUGCACAAGCACCAGAAAGUAGUUUAAUUUUUGGGAAACCUGCAGCAACCUCAAGCACCCUUACGAUGGCAACAACAACGUUGAAUUCCGCUACAAGCUCCACGACGCCCGCCACCUCUACACCAUCAAGUACCAAAUCUGGUUUUGGUGAUCAAUUCAAGCCGAAGGUGGGUUCUUGGAAUUGCCAGGGUUGCUACCUAUCCAAUACUGCUGAUGCCGUCUACUGCAAGGCCUGUGACGCGCCUAAAGACGACACGGUUCCCAAAAAAGAGUCGAAAAAUGAUGUGUUGGCGCUCUCAAAUCCAACGCAAAAGUUCAGUUUUGGCUUUGGGGCAGUCACUGCUAGUCCAACUACAAGCGCCGCCGGUGCCAAUGCUCUAGUUAAACCAGCUUCUACAGGCGGUUUUGCAUUUGGUGCGGCGCCACCCGAACCGGGCUUGUCGUUAUUCGGAAAAGUGACAAACACAACCAGCGCUGACUUAUCCAAGACUUUUGCAUUUACACCAUCCACUGCUACAAUAACAACAACUGGCUCGAAUAUUCCAUUGUUGUCUAAACCCACUUUCUCGUUCUCGAUGCAAUCAAAAGCUAUGGAUACUCCCGCAAUGCUUGUGCCAUCCGGUGCGGGUGGAGAGUCCACGACCACAUUUUCAUUGGAUAAGAAAGAUUUUAAUUUCACUUUAAAACCGAAAAGUCCCGGAAAAUCGGGUAAGAGCCCAAUGAGGUUUGGCGGUGGCGGCGGUGAUGCGGAUGUCGCAGCAGACGACGGUGAUGAUGGCGACUACCAAGAGGAAGAAAAUAACACCUACUUUACACCGGUCAUACCAUUGCCGGAGAAGAUCGACGUGAAAACUGGCGAAGAAGACGAAGAACUGCUCUAUGUACAUCGUGCAAAAUUGUAUAGGUUCGUUGAAGGAGAAUGGAAAGAGCGUGGUUUGGGUGAUGUGAAGAUCUUGCGUCACAAACAAACUAAAAAACUACGUGUAGUUAUGCGCCGAGAUCAGGUGUUAAAGAUCUGUCUUAAUCACGCAUUGAACGAAGAAGUCGAAUAUAAACGUAAGGAUGACAAAUCUUGGUUGUUUGUCGUGAAUGAUUUUAGUGAGGGUAGCGUUGAGUUACAGCAAUUAUCGCUGCGUUUUAAGACAAAGGAAGUUGCACAAGGUUUCAUGGAUGCUGUAAAGAAUGCUAUUGAUGGUACUGCUGUCGCCAUUGACAAUGAGGGUAGCAUUUUUACCGAUACCACAACAAAUAUUACUGAAAAUGUGAAGAGUGAGAAAAAGGUGUUGGAAAAUUUACCAAUUGCUGGUUUGUCAGAUGCGGAUAGGGUGACAGCUGAUAAAUUACAAUUGCCCUAUGAAUUCUUCACAGCACAGCCGACCUGUGCUGGCUGUCGAGGUUGUGAUCCAGACAAAUUCAUCUUCCCCGUAGUGAAAGAGAAGUUUGUGAGUGAAAAAGAUAGCGAAAUGACAUUAAAGCCAAUGGAAUUACCCACUCUGUCAUUGCCAAAUCGCUUGAUCUUAAAACAAAGUGCUUUGUCGCCUUUGGCACUUACGCCUGCAGCUACAGCCCUCACCACCAGCGCGAGUAAUGUUACAGCUACUCCAAAAGCAGGUGAAUCGAGUAUUUUCUCUGGCUUUGGUGGCGUGAAUUCCACGGCAUUUGGAAUCAGUGGAGAGAAGACUGCGAGCGCUUUUUCCUUCACCGCUGCCAUGAAUAGUGCAAAUAAAGAUGAUGAAAAUAAAUUGGGCACGCCAAGUGGAGGAUUUUUAUUUGGUAAUAGUGCUAACACUGGUGGAGGUAGUUCGCUAUUUGGUGGUGCAACAGGACAAUCAAAAUCAAUAUUUGGAAACGCUGCUAACUCAUUAUCCAAACCCGCCGAUUCUACUACCGCAUCCGAAACCGAUAAGCCUAAAUCUAUUUUUAGUGGUACUGGUGGAACUACUGGAAAUUCAUCGGUAUUUGCUAGCAAACCAGUAUUUGGUUCGGGCUCUACUUCAAUUUUUGAUGGGAAAUCUACUCCAAGUAAUGAAGUAGCAAAGCCUAUUUUCGGUAGCUCAACCAAUGCACAGGGAGGCACUUCCAUAUUUGGUGGAUCUACAUUCUCAGGUUUCGGAAAUACACUUAAUGCGCAGAGUUCUAUUUUUGGUGUCAGCAACAAUACGAACACUUCAAAUGCCAAGAUAAAUAACACGGAAGGAUCCUUAUUCGGCGGCAUUGCCAAAGAGUCAACUGCAGCCGCACCCAGUUUUAUUGAUAUUUCUAACCAAUCUGACGUGAUUGAUUUUGCCACUUUAGCUAGCUUAGCUAAGGCAGACGGGACGGACGAGGCAGAUGAAACACCAACAAACAAACUCGCUGAAAAUCCAGGUCCCGGUGGUUUCAUUGGUCUUACCGACCAGGAUGCCUUUUCGAGCUUUGCAAAGCCUGGUGAUGCGAAGAACUCGACAAAAAAUGCAGACAAUGAAAAUUAUGAUCCUCAUUACGAUCCUAUAAUUGCAUUGCCGGAUGAAAUUGAAGUGAAGACGGGUGAAGAAGAAGAAUUUAAGAUAUUCUGCGAACGAGCUACUCUUUACCGCUUUGACGCCAAUGCGAAGGAGUGGAAGGAGCGCGGCGUUGGAAUGCUAAAGAUUUUAGAACACAACACCAAACACACAUAUCGCAUGAUACUACGGCGCGAGCAAGUAUUCAAGUUAGUGUUGAAUACCGCCAUUGGACCAGAUUUUAUUUUAAAUAAUAUGAAAAAUAAUCCGAAGAGCUUCAUUUUUGCAUCGCUAAACUAUGCGGAAUCGGCUGAGGGCAUAUUGGAAAAAUUGGUGGUGCGAUUCAAAACUGUCGAUUUGGGUAAAGAAUUUAAGCAGAAAUUUAAUGAAUGUAUCGAAGCAGCAAAGCGGCACAUUGAAGGAACAGAAGAUUAAAAGAUCACAAUCCGAUAAAUUAAAAAUAAAAUAAAAUAGCAUUAAACAAAACAUCGGGAAAAUCUAUGUGAAAAAAAACUAGUUAUUUAAUUUGUAUUUUGUAGCAUUCCUCAUGAAUUUCAUAAUUCAAUCAUCAUUCGUAUGUUUUUGUACUUUCAUAUUUUUUUAUUGUAAUUUUAUUCGCCUUUCUUUUGAAAAAGUCUUCUUUUUCUGCUAUUUUUAGUUUUGACAAAAAAGAGCCGCAUGAAAAUUUUUGUUAAUUCAGUUUUGAGGCCCGUGCGGCAAUUACCAAAAUUUGUCAGAUAAAUUAUUACAGUUGUGGUAAAAAUUAACAUUGUUAUUCCUACAUUAUACUUACAUGAAUACAUACAUUAAUAAGAACUUAAAUUACAUUUUGAA